Messenger RNA from Magnolia sinica, 1469 nucleotides. RefSeq names its product integrin-linked protein kinase 1-like. The record is from RefSeq and is a predicted model, not a curated record. Bases 523 to 1092 code for a protein of 189 amino acids. The transcript is spliced from 8 exons. Lineage: Eukaryota; Viridiplantae; Streptophyta; Magnoliopsida; Magnoliales; Magnoliaceae. Gene Ontology annotation, molecular function: protein kinase activity; ATP binding. Gene Ontology annotation, biological process: protein phosphorylation.
UUUAGACCGUUCCCUCUGGUGUGAUCCACCUGAAUUUGGAUCAACCUGAUUUUUUGGAUCAAGGGUUAAGGUGAGGUGAGUAGGUGACGUAUGUGAUGGACUGAGUGGAUGUCUAACACAGAUCAUGGUGUGGCCCACUUUGCUCAACACUGUGGAAAGAUUCACAGAUGCGUCUUCAUACAAAGAAUCUGGGUCCAAAGUAGCUUUGUUUUGUUAUUGGGAUACUUCUGGUUGAAAGCUUUCUAUUUUUUGGUUGUAAUGGAAUAAUUCUCACUCCCCAAGAGCUGUCCUGUUGGGAAUUUCUUCAUGGAUGGUUUUUUCACAGUAGAUUGUGUCAACUUGUUUGUUAAUGAAUAUUUUCAAUUAUCUUAAAGCUAUGCCAUUCUUUUUUGUUUGUUUUCUUAUUCUUAUGUUUACUUCUGCUGGAGCAGAAAUGCUUUCAACCAUAAGCUGACAUUGUUAGCAAAGGUUCGUCAUCCUAAUGUGGUUCAGUUUGUGGGAGCUGUUACUCAAAAUAUACCCAUGAUGAUUGUUUCAGAGUACCCUUCAAAAGGCGAUCUUGGAAGCUACCUUCAGAAGAAAGGAUGUCUGCAGCCUACUAAGGCUCUGAGAUUUGCCCUUGAUAUUGCUAGGGGUAUGAAUUAUCUUCACGAAUGCAAACCGGAACCCGUUAUCCAUUGUGAUUUAAAGCCAAAAAAUAUUUUGCUGGAUAGUGGAGGCCAGUUGAAGGUAGUAGGUUUUGGUUUGGUCAGGCUGUCAAAAAUAUCACCUGACAAAGCCCAACUAGCUCCAGGGGCUCAGAUUGACAGUUCAAGUUUAUACAUGGCACCGGAGGUUUACAAAGCUGGAAUAUUUGACAGAAGCGUUGAUGCAUUCUCUUAUGGUCUAAUUUUUUAUGAGAUGAUUGAAGGAGCACCCCCUUUCCACCCCAAGUCCCCAGAAGAUGCUGCUAAAAUUAUUUCUUUAGAAGGAAUGAGACCACCAUUCAAGCUUAAAUCAAAAAAUUAUCCUCCAGACCUUAGAGAGUUAUUUGAAGAAUGUUGGGACCCUGAACCUGUGGUUAGACCAACCUUUUCUGAGAUUAUUGCGUGACUGGACAAAAUAAUUGCAAACUGCUAUAAGCAAGGAUGGUGGAAAGACACUUUCAAGCUUCCCUGUUUGUUACAAGUUAUCAGUUACAAUUUACAACUUACAAGGUACAACUUACAACUUACAAAAAGAUUCAAGAGCAACAAGAGUAGAAGACUACAAGUCUACAACAUUCAAAACUUAGGACUCAAGAGUCAAGAGUGAAGACAAGAAGUGAAGAAUAUAUUUCCAAAAUUUAGAUUGUGUAAUUUGUGUUUUUGUAAUUUUGUAACUCUUUCUCUUCCCCCCUCCCCCCUCUUCUACUACAAGUGUAAGUGUGCAACUUUCUCUCUAGUUUCUCUUUUUCAUUUUCAUUUCCAUCUCCCUUUAUAGUUUCUAUU